Messenger RNA from Zingiber officinale, 1877 nucleotides. RefSeq names its product F-box only protein 13-like. Bases 361 to 1599 code for a protein of 412 amino acids. The record is from RefSeq and is a predicted model, not a curated record. Lineage: Eukaryota; Viridiplantae; Streptophyta; Magnoliopsida; Zingiberales; Zingiberaceae. Gene Ontology annotation, molecular function: protein binding. The transcript is spliced from 2 exons.
UGGCAGCAGCGGGUCACAUGCGCUUCUCUGCCAAAAGCGAGAAGCUUUGGGUAUUCGAGCCUUUCGGCUCGCUUCUAUUUAUCUGUUUUCCAAGCUCUAACACCGGCACGCACUCGCCCCAACAUAGCAGCAGCAUCCACAGCCCCACCUUCCUUCCUCCCUCGGUCUCUUCCCUUCUCCCGGCUGUCAACGCGAAACAAAAAGAGCUCCACACGAAGUUUCCUCCCAUCUCUCCCCUUCCUCCCUCCCCAAAUCCAUUACAAAAGCCGGAGAAGAGGAGCCCACGACCUUCGCCCCUUCCAUCUUUGUUUCUUUAUCCGCAUCCCUGAAACCCUCCGUGGUUGCAUCGCUGAGGCAAAGAUGGAACAAAAGAUGGUGGAUAUCGUAGCCGGAAAAAACAGGAAGAGAAAAGCAAACGAAGCAACUCAUACGAUUCCUUUCUUAUUAGAUGAGCUGAACGAAGAUCUACUUGAGAGAGUUCUCUCCUGGCUUCCUGCUUCAAGCCUCUUUCGUCUUGGUUCGGUGUGCAAGCGAUGGAGAUCUGUUGCCACUUCUGAGACAUUUCAUAUCGCAUGCUCUCAAAUACCUUCCAGAGAACCAUGGUUUCUUAUGGUCGAUCAUGAAUUCGAAGACCUGGUUGUUUACGAUACCAGCGAAAGGAACUGGAAGAGCUUCACUCAUCGAACUUGCAACCCAAAAGGCCACAAUCGCAAGGCCAUUCCUGUGGCUGCAUCUGGUGGCCUGGUGUGCUACCGCACUGGCUCUGGUGGAUUCUUCGUGUGCAAUCUUCUAACAGGAUCCUGCCGUGAGCUCCCGCCGCCAGCCGGCCAAGGUAGUGAGAGCCAUACUUUACACGCCAUUGCCAUGUGUUCUUCUUCAACCAAGCCAACUUUCUUCAAGAUUGUACUAGUCUUGGGGAAACCACCAAACCUUGUCUGCAGAGUCUUUGAUUCAGUGAGGUCUACAUGGGAAGAUGAAAUCACAUUGCUUGAGAAAGCUGAUAGUUCCUCAGAGUCUCAAAUUAUGGGAGAAGAGAUUUUCUACUUCCUCAGUAAAGCAGGAGAUGUGGUUGCCACAAACAUGCAGAGGAGCCCCUCUAAACAAUACUCAUCCGUCCUCAUCACAGAAAACAGCGAACAGGUUGUAUAUUUCCUCAGCGAGACAGGAACUGUUGUGGCUUGUAAUCUAACUCAGAAAACAUUCUUCGAGUACCCUAGAAUUCUGCCGAUCUACUUUGAGUACUCAAUAGAUGUGGUUGGUUGCAAGGGAGAGAUGCUAGUUGUCGUCUUGUCUGAAUUCCUGGAAACCGCGAGCCUGAGGGUCUGGAAGUUCUCCAAGGAAGACAAAUCGUGGAAGCAAGUAGCUGCCAUGCCGCCGGCAAUGUCACAUGAGUUCCACGGGCAGAAGAUGGACAUAAACUGCACCUCAUACCAGGAUGUGAUCUUCAUAUGUGCCAGUUCGAGCGAAAGCAGCAGAUACAUAAUGUUCAGCAUGGAAGACGAAGAGUGGGUAGAGUUGCCAAGAUGUAAUGUGAACGGGAAACCCAGGGAGUUCAUGUCUGCCAUCUCGUUCGAGCCAAGAGUGGAAGCUACUGUCUGACUGCAGAUGAUUGUUUUUUUUUUCAAUGGCUAUUUCUAUCGAUUUGAUUUCUUGAUUCUAAGAUUUGCAAAUUGCUUGUUGUUGUGUGCUGAUCUUAGGCCAUGCAUCCACUGUAUAUUUUUCAUUAUGGUGCAUUUGAAUCCACCUUCUUUUGCCCAUGGAAAGGCUGGUUCCUGUUACAGGGAAUCUCUUAGUUCAACCUUUACCCUGUGAAUCUCCAUGGUUUGGUUUCCCCUUCAAAAGAAAAGAGCCUCGCCUGCUUUGGAGGCUUUAUGUUA